AGCAGCUCCUCGGCCGGGAGCAAAGAGCUAGUCCUCACCGUGAUGCACCGGGCGCUCAUGGGGCUGGACGUGUUCCUCGGACAGGCGGUGAUCCCGCUUGAUAAGGUCUUUCAUGAGAGUAGAUGCGUGAAAAACGAUCCUCUUUGUCCUGCUGCACAGUUUGUACUCAGAUAUAAACACAGCUGUCAAGUCUCUGGUGCUGCAUCAGGGCCCUGCAGACACACCCUCCCUCCUCCCACAGACACCAAACUAACUCUGAGCACAUCUGACCCCUUCACACCUCACUGAGGCUGAAGGCUUCCCCAAAACCAGACCUUCUAGAAACUUCACAGUGUCCACAUUAGGUGCAUGUUUGUCUUCUUUUGAUGGGCUCUGACAUGUUGUUUCCCAAUAGCUGAGGCAUGACGUAGAGCUAGGGGGAUUAAUGCCUGUCCCAGUUUCAAGGGAUUAUCUAACAGAGUCAUGAUCUGAAAGCUCCAAGGUAUUUUUAGCAUAACAUGUUGUUUUACAAAAGCCCACCCAGUGGAGCGCAGGCAUGGAUGUAAAGAAGUGAGGCAUAGUUGGAGGUUGCAUAAAUUAAACAGUGUAAACAUUGGACAAAUCUUCGAGUAAAUUCACGCCCUCAGAUAAAUCUUAUUUAUAAUCAAUAUGUCAUCUUGACGGAGUUGUUUAGUUGUGAAGGACAUGUCAUGGUGGAACAACUUUCUCUUAACCUUCAUGUUUUAUAUGAGUCCAAUGUCCUACACUCCCCAUUAACACUCCGGGAGAAAACGCCUGAACUUGCUGAAUUCAGCUUUUGGUUUGAUAGAUAGCGUUAGCACGGAAAUGAGGAGCACUGUUAACAUUUCCUUUGACAGUGAUGCUUUAUAAUCAACUGAGGCCAUGCUGUCAGUGGAGAAACUGGACUUCCUGCUUCUUCCAUGUCUGAUUUCUCAGUUUUAUUGUAUAUGGUGCUACCAAACCUAUACCUGCCACCAAACCAUAAUGACAUGACAUAGCUUAGUUACUUGUGGUGACCUGAAAAAAGGAUUUGUCUUUGGAUUUUCCUUUUACUUAACACCAGUCCGUUAUGAUUUAGGAUGUCCCCCUCCCAUCUGACACCCUGUCGACUGAGCCAAUGAUGAACACAAAUGUUCCUCUUUAGUUUCUUUGAUGGCAGUGUGAUUAAAAUGAUUACCAGCCGACCUGAUGCUGCUUUUCCUCAGACAGACGUGUGAAUAUGAGACGAAAGGGGAACCAGUACUCCUCCUGUUGACCGUGUUGGAGCUGGUCGCUUGAAGGUUAAAGUCAGCCUGUGAUUUUGAAAUGUCAGCAGUUUGGUGUCUUGGUACAUUCAAUGUCUCUGUGUGGUAUUCACUAAAUCUGGGCUGGUCAAUAGCAGCACAUCCCUCAGUCAACACUGCUGGCGUGUGUCAGCCGUAUGAGAAACUCCCCCAAAACAUCUAUCAAAACAUGAGACAAGUUUUAGCGGAAAUGGUUGUUAUUGUGCUAUACGAUACAGCAUAAAAUAUUAAAGAUGAAGGCUCCUGCACGCCAAAAAAUGUUAGGCCUCCUGGGUAUAAAGUUGCACAGAUACACAUUCUGCAUAGCCAAUGCGCAAAAGGGUCUGUAGAGCCUCUUGAGACUUCUGCCAGUUGAGCUGCUAACUUCCUGUUUAGCCUCCCUCUAACUUGAAUGGGGAUAAAAUGAUUUACCUGUGUGGCUGUUCCAGACUUUCCAAAUGUUAUUGGAUCAAAUCGAUCAAAUUCUGACAGUGAAAUGAGUCAUUUUGUGGGACUUGCGAUGAAAAAGUGUUUUUGGGCCUUCAUGCAUCGUGUUCUGUUGUAUUACACGGUUUAGCCACAGUGUCAAAUCGGCUUUGAAGCCCAGCGCACUUCCUGAGGCCUUGGACCAACCAAAGCUGACUGAGGUGACAUCACUUGAGGCAGUUUAUUAGAGUUAAGACAGUUGCUUCGGGAGCCACAAGAGGCUUUAAACAACUUUUUCAAGCAUAUGCAUUAGUUCACCUGACGACUGUAAACAGACUUUGAUGUGUAAAAUUGCUUCAGUUCCCCUUCAAGUUCAACACUGUAUAAACUUAAGAAUGCUCUUAUUGCAUUGUUGUCACUAAGCUGAACUUGUUAAGGCUUUGACACCUGAGUUUGUGUACCAUUACUAGCACGGUGUACAAACAGCUGUCCGUGAACUUUGCCUAAAUCAAAUGUAAAAUUAACAAAAUUCUGAUUUAUAUCAAGAAAUAUUUGACAGUAACUGGAACUGGAAAUAUAUUAAGGACUGAUUUAUCAUGAUUGACUUAUCUCUUUACAUGGUUAGAUGUAGACUGACUCACAACAGCACAUGACUGCACAGUUUUGCAGUGUUACUGUACACAUGUAUGUUUUCCCCUCAGGAUAGUUUGUAAUUUCUGUGCUGUUCCGAGGGAACACCCUUAAAAGCAAAGUGGUGCUAUCUUCAGGUUCUCAUGAUAGAGUAAUCAUGGGUUCAUUCAAAGUUGUCUUUUUUUUUUAAAGGUGAGCUUUAUUUGCAUGGUGAUCAAUGGCGGCGGUCAAGUCUAGCGGUCUAGAAUAAAUACUUGCGAUAAGUAAACUGCUCGGGUGAGAUGGAAGACACUUUUAAAACCAGUUCAGCUCAACACAAACAAACCAACAGCAAAAGUCAUGUUAUGGACUGAUGGCCACAUGAUAUUUUAUUUCAAAACAUAAAAAAUGCACCUUUGUUCCAGUGAUUUCAGUUUCAUGUUUAGUAUUGCGGAGGACUGAGGAAUGUGCCAAGACUCCUUCACAUUACAGUUUGUAAUAUUUAUGAAGCCCUUUAGAGCAGGUGAGGGCUUCACAGUGAUGUAAUGCUCGUGGUCGUACAUUACAGCAAAUGGAGAUACAGCAGGUCAAAAUGGCUCUCUUCUCCUGAACCUCUGACUUGUUUUAUUCCCUCUAGGUUUCACCAGUUUCCAUAGAGUGUGCUUCUGAAUCAUUGUGUUCCAGUCACAGUCAGUGGAAGUGAAGGAUGAAGUUUAAUUUUAGGAGGAGUUAUGUUGGAGAGGUUAUUCUGGGAUGACCAGGUGAUGAAGAAACAAGUGGAGACAGGUGGUACAGGCUCAACUCGAAGACAGGGAAGAAGGAGAAGGAACGAGGAGACAUUCAAGUCACCGUCCAGUUCACCUGGAACAACUUGACGGCCAGCAUGUACGACCUCGUCAUGAAGGACAAGACCUCCUCCACCUUCAGCAAACUGAAAGAGCGCAUGAGGGCCAAGAGGAGAUCCAGUGAUGAGGACUCCUCAUCAGCCGUCCUACCAGGUGGUUACGGAUCCGUUUGUCGGAUGCGACAUCGCCUGCCGAGUGAUGGAGGCGGGGAGGAGGAUUACGAGGAUGACGAGGGGGGCGAGGUCCGGCGCAGCAAGAUGAGGACCUUUUUCCUGAGAGGGAAGCUGAGGAAGUCAUCGGACACUCGUUCCAGCACAUCACUCGGCUCAGAGAGCAGCGAGUCUUCAUCUCGGGGUGGGAGUCUCAGUCCCACGGCUGGCAUCAGCGUGGUGGUCUCUGACCUCUCCAACUCCCCCAGUAACAGCAGCAACCUGACAGUUGAUAACAGCCCAGAGCACACGGCAAACUUGUCGCCUAAGUCGUCGUCCUCUCUCAAAUGUGAGUUUGGUGAUGAGGCCGGAGAGAUCACCAUCGCAGUGCCUCAGCCCACUGUGUGCGUUAAUGGAAGCCAUGCUUACAAAGUCCAGCACCUGGACCCGGGCUCAGGAAAACCUCCAAAUUCUUUAGGCCUGGGACUGUUGCAGAAGUCUUUGCCUCUCUCAAUGUCUCUACAGAACCUCAGCCUGCGGGCUUCCACAGACCUCCCUAAAGGCCCUGUAGGAGAUGGGCGUCGCUGGUCUUUCGACAAGCCCGGCGAGGAGGAGAAGGCAGCCAUAGCGGCGGCCCUGCAGCAAAGCGGCCCCAUGCUGGGUGCAGACGAAGAAGAAGUAGUGCGGUUGGGACAGCCCGCUCUUCCCAAAGCUGCCUCCUCUGCAGUGGAGUCGGAAAGCCAGGGGAAAAAGCAAAAGAGGAACUUGUUCUCUUAUGGCAGGAGUGAGUCAGCGGGGAAAGGGCAGAGUCAGUCCAAGGAUGAGUCUGAACAAGCCCCAGCUGCCACUGAGGAGAAACACAAGGGAUGGUUCGGAUCUAAGGACUCGCACAGCAAACCCAGCCUGGUGGUGCCCCCUAAACUAGAGCCCAGUCCUCACCCUCACCACCCACCCCUCCCACCUAGUCACCACUCCUCGGGUCCCUCUGUAGAUCCUGCUUCUCUGGUUUCCCCACUGCAUCACACUAACCCCUUCUGCCACUCACAGAGCACACCACCUCUCUUAUCCCCCGGCAACCCUUUCUUCUCUCUCCUCCAACACAACCCUUUCUAUGAAGACAUGCUAGCUGCUCAGCCCCUAAAACCUUCGCUGCCUCCUCUGCCCUAUCUCUCCAGUUCCCGGCCCCCGAUAGCUCAUCUCUUUCCCCCGGCGUGUAAUACUAACCUGACUUUGACUCACGACAACCCAACCACACAGUACUCCAUCGCUGGUAUAGAUGCCAAAGUUGAGAAACGAGCUCUUCCUCCGACUGCCACGGAAGGGGGGACACCUUCGAGCAAGAGGCCAUCCAAUCCUUUUACAUCUGCUGGGGGGCUGGAACAGGAAGCAGAGUGGGAUGAAUCCUUUGAAGCGUUUGCAGCUGGCAGGCUGCAGUCUCCUGAGGAUCUGACCACAGAUUGCAAAACACAGCAAAACACACCCAGUGACCAUCCACUGGAACACUGCAAUAAUAAAAAGGCAUUUCUACCCCUAACGGAUGCUGAUCAAAACACAAAAAUGAAUGACUCACCACAUCUUCAACCUUGCACACUAUUAGGAUUUGAAUUGCAUAAACCCAACAGCCAGGUGACUGGUGCUAACAUGUAUCACUGUGACACAUUUACACAAUUUCUUGAGCCAAUCCCAGAGCACACAAGUUUUGAGAGUGAUAGCAUAACUUUAAAUACACCCGAUAACUCAUCAGACCUGGCUGCUUCCAUUGAAACUAACCAAGCUAACAGUACUACUUACAAAAAUGAUUUAACUGACACUAAUAUGCCUCAAGCCCCCCAUCACACUUCGGCUGUGAAGCUCAACAGCAGCUCCCCAGAUCCUGGUUCUUCAGGUCUCGGGAGUUCAGCAGAAGAGGAUUUCCUCUCCUGUGUCUCUUCGUAUUCAGAUAAAUUCUCUGCAUCCUCCUCCGAAGAAGCUGAGGCACAGAACUUUGAAAGCAACAUCCUCAGCUUUGAGAAAUCCUCUGAGUUGGCUGUGGUGAAAAGCUUAAAGCCCUCAGAGUCUGAAGAUGACAUUACUGUCGGAUCAAAUGAUCUGUCUGUAGUUGAUCUAGACCAGCACACUGUUAUUCAGCACAGGGAAGGUGAUGAAAAGAUAGAUAUAAAUGUUUUGGAGGGGUCAUUGGCACUGCAGUCCCCAGUGCUCACACAUCAGCACCCUGUGAUCACUGCACAAGAGACUCGGGCACCACAACUCUCAGAUCUACAGACAAAAUCCAAUGAGGAUUUUUCUAAAGUGUUAAACGUUUCCUCUGAAUCUGUAAGUAACACUACACAUGCAACGGCUACAGCGACUCCAGAUGAUGAACUCUGCUCCAUUCACCCAUCAUUACCCAUCAUAACCUCCUCCCCUAACAUGAGGCAGAGUUUGUCGGACUUGCUUAUUGAGAGAACUACCAUAGGAGAGCAGGAUGCAAGUUGGAGAUCUCCAAUAUCAUUCGGGCUUGUUGGUGAUUUUCUUAACACCAGUCACAUCAGUCCCAGCCAAGGCUUUGACAACACACUGUUGCACCCUCAGGUAUUCGAUCAGAGCACCAGCCUUUAUGUGAGCACUGACUCGCAGGGUUACCAAACCUGUGAGUCUCACCCAUCCUCCAAAUGCUCGGAACCAAACGAGACGCUGCACUCUGCGAAUUCAACACUCUGUGGUGAGCUAAGCGAGAUUCAGAGCACCGCUGGCUCUGCUUUGGGCCAAGAAGAUUCCACCCAUGCAUGCAAACCAUCCAGUGAAGAAACCAAACAAACUGACCAAAGUGAAUUACCUCUCUGUAGAGCUGAGGACAACAUUACAGCUGCUGAGCCAAGAGUCAUGACAGAGGAUGACUUUGGUUUGGAAGUCCUCCUUGCGGCAUCGACAGAUACUUUCGUGAACUCUAAUCCAAGGGGGCUCACCGAGGGAGAUGUGGAAAAUCAGCAUGUCUUCUUAGACGACAUGUUCUUGAAAUUCCCUCAGUCACAAACGCUACACCGCUCCCAGUCGGAGGGCACACUGACGCCUGCCUUUAACGAGCUCCUCCUGCCCUCCUUUGGGAGCGAUCCUGGUGCUAUACAGAAGGAGUCUUCUUUGGCUCAGCCUGGCCCUGACCUCCCCUCCCUGACCUCCUCUGCUCCUUCUCUAACUCUUGACAGUAGUAGCUCCCCUAUAGCGCUCUGUUCCCUCUCUCCCCUUGCCAAUGCUAUGGCGAGGUCACCACCCAGCGUGGCACAAGCUGCGGCGCCAAAACCAGUGCCUCAGGAGACCCGGCAGCAGCAGGCAGCCAAUCAGCAGAACAGCCCCCACCCAGUGAAGCCCCUGACCACUGCCAUGCUGGCUGAGGAGAAGCGGACUGAGGGCCGGUCAGUGCUGGCCACCGGACUGGAGAAGCUCAAGUCCACCAUCCACCCGGGGAGGAGCAGCCAGCUCAGCGAGCAGGAGACGGACAGGAAGAAGUCCAUGACAGAAGGAGCGGGCUCGUACUACCACCUGAACCACAGUGAACUUGUCGCCCUGCUGGUGCAGCGGGAGGCAGAGCUGGAGAGGCAGAAGGAGGAGUUUGAGCGUCAGAAAUGUUUGCUGGCUAAGCGGGAGGUGGAGCUGAAGAAGCUGAAGCCGCAGGUCAGAGAUCUGGAGGACUACAUUGACACACUGCUGGUGCGCAUCAUGGAGCAGAAGCCCACUCUCCUGCAAGUGCGAUCCAAGUUAAAGUGACGAAGGGGGCAAAGGGUUUCCAGUUCAGUCCCCAUCUGUUCACUGUAACCUCCACAACAGCUCUUUAGUCUUUUCACUGCUAUGCUGUCCUUUUUGAUACAAAUAUCUAGGCACUGAAAGAUGUCCAGGCGAUGUUUUCCAGACGGCAUGCUUUACUGUGCUGAAACGUGGCCUCAUUUGAAGGGGUUUGGUUCGGCCGGUCCAGAAUGUAGCGGGUCCUCAGGUUGUUUUCAGGUUCACACAGCCGGUUAGUUUUAUGUUCACAGGGGAGUGAGCCCACCGGGUUCAAAAGCCAGAUGCUUCCAUUUUGGGGUCCUGAUUGUAGAAACAUGGAUUCCUCAUUUUCACUUCACUUCUAUCACCUUAUCACAAAAGAGAGAAAUGGCAGAGUUUCAGUCCUUAACACAGUACAUCCAACCGACUGCUCAGACAGUUUAUUAAAUUAAAAUUAAAAUAUAUGUACUUUUUCAAAGGUUUCACAGAUCUGUAGGGGGAGGAGAGCUAACAACUUUAAGCGUCACUCUGGUGGUUUUGCAUAUUUUAGCUAUAAAUUAUAUAUCUUUAAAAUCAAUUUUUGCCAUUGUCCCUUUCUGUAUCGUACCAUAAGGUUUAAAUUGAUUUUAUAACCUCAAGGCAACCUUUGGUUUUAUUUCAUUUUAGUGCAGCAUGAAAAUCAGUCUGAAAUCUGCACAAGAUUUCAGUUCAUAGUUGCAGUGAAAAGUAGGCAGCACAGCAGUCACAACAGUCCAAAAAAACAGAGUUGCCAGAAAGCAUUGUGCUUACAAGCUGUGUUGCAGGUGUGUAGCUAAUGAUUAUUUUCAUUUUCAGUUAAUCUGGUAAUUAUUUUCCCUGAUUAAUGGACUGAUGGACAAAUGUCUGGCCUUUUGGAAACUGGUUUAAGCAAACAAUAGAUUGUCAUAACAGUUGACUAAUUGUUUCAACUUGAAUAUGUUGCCCAAAAAUCCAAAAAAAGACAGCUGUAAAUAUGGUUGUCUCUGAAAGCGGCAAUGGACAGUCAGGCUUUGGAUUUUGUAGUGUUAAAGUAAUACCAUUUUUGGUUUUCAGAACAGGCCUAGCUCAAAACUACUGCAUUACACUUGAUACUAUAAAUAAAGGCAACAGAACGUUUACUAAAGUGGAUCUUGAGUAUGUUUCAAGUUUCUGCAGGUGAUUUCAUGCUUAAAGGAAUAGUGUUGCAAGGUGGAUGCAGCAACAUCCUGAAGUGCAAGAACUCCAGGAAGCUGUUCACCAAAAAGUCCCCAUAAAAAUACAAGUUAGUGCUUCAUAGUUUGCAUAUUUUUUAACUUUGGACAGAGCCGUGUUAACUGUUUUCUUUUUCCCAGUCUUAAUGCUAAGCUAAGCUAAUCACCUCCUGGCUUAAGUAGACUUCACUUGAUGAGGUGAAAUCAUGCAAAACCACCAGUGUGUCAUGUGGAGUAACGUACGCCUAUAAAGACUUGUGUGAGAUGAUGUACAUGUUGUUUUGGAUUGACACUCUGCAGAAGUUCCCCAGUUCUGAUGGUAACAUCAAGUGCUCCGACCAGUUUUUGAAAUGACAAACCAAAUGAGCGGUGUGUGAGUUCAGCCUUGUCACGUUACUGGGAACUGAUCGUAGCUCAUGAAUGUUCAAAAAGUGUUCUUAGCCAGCAAGUGAAUGGUUUUUUUCUUCUACGCACGAGGAGUGCUGUUUAUCUUUUGCUUGCUCCUACCUGUUUUCCUCUCCUUUGUUUCUGUUCAAUGGGCAUGUCUUGAAAUUACCCAUAAUGCUCAGCCUAAUAAGCUAACUGAUUCUUGUAUGGGUCACGGUGUUAUCAGGUGAAGACAGUAUCACUCAGUAUCAAAAUCAGCCAUCACAGCUUCUCUGAUCUCAUGCUUCUGCCUUCCCACGUGUGCGUUAUCAACACGACUCCACUGUUGAGAAAAUGCUUGCGACAUGCUGGUACUUGUCUCCCACCCCCGAUGUCUGCGUGUCACAUCUGCUUCAGCCCGAGCACGCGUAUCGCUACUGCUUUCAGGUGUUACAAAGGGAUAUAUACCGCAUUUUACAGCAUAUAUGCCGUAUUGAAAUGCCAAAUGCUGCCUUAUUUUAUUUUAUUUCUUUUUUGUUCCGACGUUCAUAAAGAAUCUAGCACUUCAUUUUACUCUUCGGGGCUCGGAGCGGGUUUUGGAAAAGAAAAGCCGUUUGUUCACUGAAAGUUUUUUUUUAAACUUCUGUUCAUGCUUUGUUAUGUUGUUUAGCUCACUGCACAACAAUAAGUGUAUGCAUACCAAUAGAAAAUGAGCAGUAACAGUGAUUCCUGUGAAAUGCCAAAAAAAGCCUUGAAACGUAAUUGAUACACCAUGAAGUAUUCUGAUAUGAUGCCACUUUUAAAAGCAUUUGUGGAUGUUCUUGCACUACUUAAUCGUCAGAACAUAACUCUACUGUACCUGUCUGUAGAUAUCGGUAUAGUUAGGUCUACUUUACACCGUACUGCACUUUCGAAUCGCUCUGUGAUUUAAGCACUUGGCCUACUUUGACACCACAGCGAUGAUUUUCCAGUGAGCUUGAAGCAUAUGAAAACAUCAAGAAAAAAACUGUCUCGUCAUCUCAGUUUUGCCGUGAGAUCUCAAUGUCAAGUGCAUAGAUGACCGUAGAGACAUUAAAUGUGACUCGACACUUAUGAAGCGCAAGAAUAAACGUCCUCCUCCAUGUCUUCCAUUUUCAAGGUUUUUUUUUUUUUGUUUGUUUUUUUUAAUUUAAGUUUAAACUGAUUGUAUUUUGUCCUUGAUUGUGUAGCUGGUGGAGUGUGAUUAAGGUAGUAUGUAAGAUUGGAAAGUUUACAAUUCGUGAUGCAAUUCUGUUUCACAAAUUUUGUAUAUUUAAUAAAGAAUAUUUUGUGUUUCUUGCUCACCCUA
Messenger RNA from Scatophagus argus, 9927 nucleotides. It is a transcript of the gene rab11fip5a, whose product is annotated as RAB11 family interacting protein 5a (class I). The transcript has 7 exons. The record is from RefSeq and is a predicted model, not a curated record. Gene Ontology annotation, biological process: regulated exocytosis. Gene Ontology annotation, cellular component: secretory granule; mitochondrion; recycling endosome. Bases 3181 to 7032 code for a protein of 1283 amino acids. Lineage: Eukaryota; Metazoa; Chordata; Actinopteri; Scatophagidae. Gene Ontology annotation, molecular function: small GTPase binding.